Messenger RNA from Trichechus manatus latirostris (Florida manatee), 1684 nucleotides. It is a transcript of the gene ERMAP, whose product is annotated as erythroblast membrane associated protein (Scianna blood group). NCBI's taxonomy places the organism in Eukaryota, Metazoa, Chordata, Mammalia, Sirenia, Trichechidae. Bases 1 to 1434 code for a protein of 477 amino acids. The record is from RefSeq and is a predicted model, not a curated record. Gene Ontology annotation, molecular function: protein binding; ubiquitin protein ligase activity. Gene Ontology annotation, cellular component: cytoplasm. The transcript is spliced from 11 exons. Gene Ontology annotation, biological process: innate immune response; protein ubiquitination; regulation of gene expression.
AUGGAGAUGGCAAGUUCCUCUGGCUCCUGGCUCUCUAGCUGCCUCAUCACACUCAUCUUCCUUCAGCUGCCGGCUCAAGGGUCAGGAACCUCAGGGGACGCCAGCAAGUUCCAACUGGUCUGGCUAGGGGGCACAGCUGAGCUGCUCUGCCCUCUCGACCUCUGGCCAAGCUUGGAGCUCACUGAGGUGAGGUGGCUGCGGUCCCCACACUCCCAGCUCUCCCAGGCUAUUCACGUGUUCCGGAAUGGGAAAGACUGGGAUGAAGAUCAGAUGCCGGAAUAUAAGGGGAGGACAGAGCUGGUGAGAGACACCCAACAGGGAAAUGUCACUCUGAAGAUCCGGGAUGUCCAGCCUGAUGACCAAGGGCAGUACCGCUGUCAGAUCCAGAUCGGCAACCUGACUAAAGAGGGCAGCGUGACUCUGCAAGUUGCAGCCCCAUCUCCAGCGAGCGUGUCCUUCUCCACAGUGGCUCUUGCUGUGAUCCUGCCUGUCCUGGGGCUUCUCAUCAUAGGAGGCAUUUACCUAAUCUGGAAGCAAAGAAGAUCAAAAGAGAAGCUUCUUUAUGAACAGGUGAUGGAGGUAGAAAAUCUUCUCUCAGAUCAUGCGGAAGAAAAAGGAAGACUCUACAAAGCCCUCAAGAAACUCCGGCAUGAACUCAAGUUGAAAAGAGCUGCAGCAAACUCAGGCUGGAGAAGGGCCCGGCUGCACUUUGUGGCCGUGACCCUGGAUCCGGACACAGCGCAUCCCAAACUCGUCCUCUCCCGGGACCAAAGAUGUGUGAGGCUCGGAGACAGAAAGCAGCCUGUGCCUGACAACCCAGAGAGAUUUGAUUUUGUCGUCAGCGUCCUCGGCUCCCAGUGCUUCACGGCUGGCUGUCAUUACUGGGAGGUGUUCGUGGGAGACAAGACCAAGUGGAUCCUCGGGGUGUGCAGUGAAUCGGUGAACAGGAAGGGGAAGGUCACCGCCUCGCCGUCCAACGGACACUGGCUUGUGCGGCAGAGUCGUGAGAAUCAGUACCAAGCGCUCACGUCCCCGCAGAUCUCCUUCCGCCUGAAAGAGCCCCCGCGGUAUGUGGGGAUUUUCCUGGACUACGAAGCAGGAAUUAUCUCCUUCUUCAAUGUGACUGACAAAUCCCACAUCUUUACUUUCACGCACAGUUUCUCUGGCCCCCUGCGCCCCUUCUUUGAACCUUGCCUUCAUGAUGGAGGAAAAAACAUGGCACCUCUAGUCAUUUGUUCAGAACUCCAGAAAUCAGAGUCAACUGUCCCCAAGCCAGAAGGAAAAAGACACGCUAAUGGAGACGUGUCCUUGAAGGUGAACCCUUCCUUACUCCCCCCUCAGUCAGCGGAGCUUUUCCCACUCAAGGACAUGAUGCUGUCCUGGCCCUCUGACUUCAGCCCGGCCCUUCAGGGGCUCCAAGUACCUUUCUUUUAGGGUUGUGCCUCAGUUCCUGCUCUCCUGCCUGCCCAGCUCAACACCCUGGAUUGCAAUCUCCUGGCCCAACUCAUGAUUCCAGAAGUCUCAUCUCCUUACCCCGAAUCCAGACCCUUUAUGGUGGUUUCUAUUGGCACCACCUUUCUCUCAGGGCUCAGUUCUAAGCCCUGCAAGGAGAAUUCCUGAAAACAAAAUGUGUAUCAGUUUAGGUUUAGGUGGAGAUGCUGACUGUGUGUCACCGAGAUAUAGU